AUGUCUUUGGCGACCAACUUUCCACAUAAUAAAAAACGAACGCUGUAUGUUGGUGGUUUUGGCGAAGAGGUUAAUGAGAAAAUAUUGCAAGCUGGCUUCAUACCUUUCGGUGAAAUUGUUAGUAUAUCAAUUCCUUUGGAUUAUGAAACGGGCAAGCAUCGUGGAUUCGGAUUUGUGGAAUACGAACUUGCGGAAGAUGCUGCUGCAGCAAUAGAUAAUAUGAAUGAUUCGGAAUUAUUCGGGCGAACAAUCCGAUGCAAUUUUGCUCGACCGCCAAAGGCAAAUGAAAGAAGCCAAAGGCCGGUAUGGGCGGAUGAUGAAUGGCUUAAAACUUAUGGAACUGGAGAGGGUACAUCGAAGGAAUGUGAUAAGGAGAGCAAUGCGGUCCCUGAGCAAGUGGUAGGAACAGUUAAACUGCUUCUUCCACGAGUAUAUUUGGGAAUCAAAAUUGGAAUCAGGUAUAUAGGAAGAAUAGUGAUCGAAUUACGGCCUGAUGUAGUUCCAAAAACAGCGGAAAAUUUUCGGCAGCUCUGUACCGGAGAAAAGGGUUUUGGUUACGAAGGUUCACACUUUCAUAGGAUAAUUCCACGUUUCAUGAUACAAGCCGGGGAUUUCACGAAGGGAGAUGGGACAGGCGGAAAAUCAAUAUAUGGUUCUAAAUUUGCGGAUGAAAAUUUCAAGCUAAAGCACACUAUGGCCGGAAUUGUUUCAAUGGCAAACUGUGGACCUGAUACGAAUAGUUCGCAGUUUUUUAUCUGCACCGAAAAAACGGAUUGGCUAGAUAAUAAACAUGUUGUUUUUGGACAUGUUAUUGAAGGGAUGAACAUUGUCAGGCAGAUCGAACAGCAGGGAAGUAAAAGUGGAAAACCUAUGAUGCAGGUGACAAUUGUGGAAUGUGGUGAGUUGAAACAGGAAACGAAAAGCAACACAGGAACUGUGGAAGAUUUGUGA
Molecule: messenger RNA, 951 nt
Organism: Brugia pahangi
Lineage: Eukaryota; Metazoa; Nematoda; Chromadorea; Rhabditida; Onchocercidae
Source: the annotation of a GenBank genome assembly